CCCAUCUCUUCAUCUUCCUUUUAACUCCCUCUUCCAACUGCAAACAACAAAACCACAGAAAAAAACCAAAAAAUGUCAAACAAAUCCCCCAUUUUCCCCUUUGUUGAACCUCAACACUUCAGUGACUAUGGCUUCGACCCUCAAAUCGAUUAUUUUCAGAUUUUGGAAGAAGCAAGAAAGCACAAGAUUAGAGAAACGGCAAGAUCUUCUAUAGAUACAGUUCAUUUCAAGCUACAAAAACCAAUCUCAAAAGACGAAUCUUCAAAAAAGAUAAAGAAAAACAGUAGCCGCAAAAAAUGGUGGAAAAAUGCUCUGCUAUUUUUCAAGAGGAGCAGUAAUUCCAAAAAUGACAAAAUCUCCGGCGACGGUGAUCUUGACGUCGACGGCGAAGUUCACCGCCGGUGUGCUACUUUCCGGGGAUCAGUAUCUGGACCGGUUUAUAUUACUGAGAGCAGAAGUGGGUCAAACACGCCUUGCCGUACAACCAGCCGUCCGUCGUCCGGUCCACUCGCUGGCACUUUGACUCCUAGCCGGAAAGGUGAUUUCGAGAUCCCGUACAUUAACCUCAGGGAAUUUAACAUGGACCCGCAGCAGCAUAGGAUCUCGACAACUUCAGCUAUGCCCAUAUAUUUGGUUACGUGAACAGAGCAGUAUUUAAUUAAUUUUUAAUUUUAAGUACUCCUAUCUGCUAAUUAUCAUUAUCCUAAUUUUAUACCUUUUUAGGGUUGGGAAUUAGAAAGUUGAUGAACCCUCUAGUCUUUAAUUAAAAGGGCAUCCUCUUAUUUUUUAUUUUUUUUGUUUUUUGUUGUUAGAAGUUAACUUUUCCAGUCAUUUUAUUCAACUUUUUUUUUCUUGUGAAUUGUCAACAGACAGUCUUUUUCUUUGAUUAUGCUGCCAAUUGUAAUGAGCUGAUUCAUCUACUAAUGGCCUGCUUUUGCUUUGACCAGA
This is a messenger RNA of Nicotiana tabacum (common tobacco), 948 nucleotides long. RefSeq lists its product as uncharacterized. The record is from RefSeq and is a predicted model, not a curated record. Lineage: Eukaryota; Viridiplantae; Streptophyta; Magnoliopsida; Solanales; Solanaceae.